AUGGAUGUGAAUGACCCCGUGGGUCGUAACGGGGGUUUGACGAAGCGAUCGCUCUACACGAGUGGUAGUAAGGUGGUGGAGUUGUUGGCCCCUAUUCAUAGUGAUAUCUUCUUUCAAGAAAAAUUAAUGUUAAACGGGGUUGACAUCAAAAUACGCAUGACCCGAGGUAAAGACGAAUUCUGUCUGAUGAGGUGUGAUGACGUGGCGUACAAAUUAAAUAUUGUGACUGCCUCCCUAUACGUCAAUAAAGUCUCUGUAUCACCUCCUGUGAGACUGGGGCAUGCCCAGGCGUUGUUAUCGACUACUGCCAAGUACCCCAUUGACCGGGUAUGCCUAAAAAAUUUCUCCAUACCUGCCGGGGCUCGUGUAUCAAAUCAAGAAAAUCUGUUUUUAGGAACGCUACCAAAAUCUAUCGUCCUAGCUAUGGUCGAUAACGACGCAUUCACAGGGUCCUACGAUAAAAACCCCUUUGCGUUCAAGCAUUACGAUUUGGAGUUCCUAGCGGUCUACGUUGAUGGACAACAAUUCCCGGCCAAGCCUCUACAACCGAAUUUUGAAGCCGGAUUGGCAGUUCGUGAAUUUUAUCAGCUUGCAAUGACGACCGGAAGACAUCUUAAGAACCAGGCCCUGUCUAUCGACAGGAAUGAUUUCCUCAAUGGGUACACACUUUACGCCUUCAACCUCACGCCUGAUGAAGACUGCGGUCAGCAUAUAUCCCUCGUCAAGUCCGGGAAUAUCAGACUCGAAGCCCGGUUCAGACAACCGCUGCCACACACUAUUAACCUGAUCAUUUACGCAGUGUUUGACAGUAUUGUUGAAGUGUCUAACCGUAGACAGGUCCUGGUCGAUUACUACUGA
Rhinichthys klamathensis goyatoka is the source of this 858-nucleotide messenger RNA. RefSeq lists its product as uncharacterized. Gene Ontology annotation, biological process: deoxyribonucleotide biosynthetic process. Gene Ontology annotation, cellular component: cytosol. The transcript has a single exon. Gene Ontology annotation, molecular function: ribonucleoside-diphosphate reductase activity, thioredoxin disulfide as acceptor. The coding region runs from base 1 to 858 and encodes 285 amino acids. The record is from RefSeq and is a predicted model, not a curated record. Lineage: Eukaryota; Metazoa; Chordata; Actinopteri; Cypriniformes; Leuciscidae.